Pistacia vera is the source of this 1545-nucleotide messenger RNA. Its product is annotated as putative disease resistance protein RGA3. The record is from RefSeq and is a predicted model, not a curated record. The transcript is spliced from 2 exons. Gene Ontology annotation, biological process: defense response to other organism. Gene Ontology annotation, molecular function: ADP binding. The coding region runs from base 1 to 1545 and encodes 514 amino acids. Lineage: Eukaryota; Viridiplantae; Streptophyta; Magnoliopsida; Sapindales; Anacardiaceae.
AUGGCUGACGGAGUUCUGUUUGACAUGGCUGGGAAACUCUUGCAGUUGUUGGGCGGCUUGGGCCCCCUUGUUUUCCAAGAAAUUGGACUGGCUUGGGGAGUUAAAGAUGAUAUCACUAAGAUCAACAAAACAGUUCGUAGUAUCAAGGCGGUUCUUCUCGAUGCUGAGAAGCAGCAUGGCAAGAAGAAUGAACUAGUGAUAGAAUGGCUUCGAAGGCUAAAAGUUGUAUUUUAUGAAGCAGAUGACUUAUUGGAUGAUUUAUCCACCGAACUUAUAAGGCGAGAACUGAUGAUCGGUAAUAAAUUGGCAAAAGAGGUAUGCAUCUUCUUCUCCAAAUCCAACCAAAUUGCAUAUAGUCUUAAGAUGGCUCAUAAAAUUAAGAAUGUUAGGGAGAAGCUAGAUGACAUUGCAAAAGAUAUGGCCCAAUUUCAUUUUAUUGAGCAUCAUUUUGAGAAACCAAUCUUGAAUACAAAUAGAGAAACACAUUCUUUUGAACUAGUUGAAAAUGUUAUCGGGAGGGAAGAUGAUAAAAAUAAGAUUAUUCAACUUUUAUUAGACUCAAAUUAUGAGGAGGAUGUCUCAGUUAUUUCUAUAGUUGGUAUUGGUGGAUUAGGAAAAACCACACUUGCUCGACUUGUCUACACUGACGAAAAGCUCAAAUACCAUUUCGAUUUAAGAAUGUGGACACAUGUCUCUGAUGAGUUUAGUGUGAAAACAAUUGUUAAAAACAUCCUAAAAUCUAUAAAUGCUGGAAAAGUAGGAUUUGAGAAUUUUAACUUGAAGAUUUUGGAUGACAUAUGGAAUGAGAAUCGUGAGAAGUGGCUUCAGUUGAAAACACUAUUAGUGAAUGAUGUGAAAAGAAGUAAGAUAUUGGUUACUACUCGUAGUAAACAAGUAGCAAAAAUUAUUAGCAAACCUUCUUUGAUUUAUGAUUUGAAAAGCCUAACAGACGAUGCGUCUUGGUCUUUGUUUACAAAAUUGGCUUUUGAAGAUGGAAUUGAACCAAAAUGCUCAAAACUAGUAGAAAUUGGGAAGCAUAUUGUAGCAAGAUGUGUUGGGGUUCCCCUUGCCGUAAGAACAAUAGGACGCUUACUUUAUGAGAAUAAUAAGGAAUCCUAUUGGUUGCAUUUCAUGGAAGAUGAAUUGAUAAAAAUCGAUGAACAAGAAGAAAGUGAUAUUAUACCAACACUUAAAUUGAGUUAUGAUAAUCUCCCCUCACACUUGAAACAAUGUUUUGCUUAUUGUUCAUUGUUUCCCAAAGAUUUUGAGAUUGACAAGGAGUCAUUGAUUAAUCUUUGGAUGGCUCAAGGAUUUCUUCAAUCACCAUAUGCUAACCAAUCUCUUGAAGAUAUUGGUCAUGAGUAUUUUGUUAAUUUAGUUUCUCGCUCAUUUUUUCAAGAUGUAACGUACGAGAAUUAUCCGGUGACAUGCAAGAUGCAUGAUCUUAUGCAUGAUCUUGCAACUUUGGUUGCCAAACCUGAGUGUAUCUUGGCUAAGUUGGAUGCAAGAAAUGUUGAUGAAUUAACUUUGUCAUGUUUCAUUUGA